CCUCCCAUCAGGCUCGCCCCGCCCCUUUCAGGUGCAGGUCCCCCUCCCGCGCCGGGCCCAUAGGGAGCGCGCCCACCCCUCCCUCCUCCUCUGUCCGCCACCAUGAGUCAGGUUGCCCUGCCACCCAUGCCUCAGGGCCCUGCUUCUGGACUAACCAACCAGGAGCUUGAGCAGAAGUCCAAGAAAUGGCUCCAGAUGAACAACGCUCGGUACUCGGAGCGUCAGCGCUUCGGCUCGACCGUUCCUCAGAAGGAGGAAAUGCCCCCGGAGCACCUGCGCAAGAUUAUCAAGGACCAUGGUGACAUGAGCAGCAAGCGCUAUCGCAAUGACAAGCGCGUGUACCUCGGUGCUCUGAAGUAUGUCCCCCACGCCACCUUCAAGCUGCUGGAGAACAUGCCCAUGCCGUGGGAGCAGAUCCGCGACGUCGGGGUCCUGUACCACAUCACCGGUGCCCUGACCCUGGUCAAUGAGAUCCCCUGGGUGGUGGAGCCGAUUUACAUUGCCCAGUGGGGCGCCAUGUGGACCAUCAUGCGCAAGGAGAAGCGCGACCGUCGACACUUCCGUCGCAUGCGCCUGCCGCCCUUUGACGAUGAGGAGCCCCCUCUGGAUUACGGCGACAACCUGAUCGAUGUGGACCCGGUGGCCGCGGUUCGCCUUCCCUUGGACGAUGACGAAGACCACGCCAUCAGCGACUGGUUCUACGACCACAAGCCGCUAUUGCACACCGAGCAUAUCAACGGCUCGACGUACCGCCACUGGAAGCUGGAUUUCCCCAUCAUGUCGACGCUCUACCGCUUCGCGCGCGUCCUUCUCAGUGACAUCUACGACCAGAACUACUUCUACCUGUUCGAUGAGCCGAGCUUCUUCACGGCCAAGGCCCUGAACUUUGCCAUUCCCCGGGGCCCGAAGUUUGAGCCGCUCUUCCGCGACGAGGGCGAGGCCGAUGCCGACUGGAAUGAAUUCAACGACAUCAACAAGAUCAUCAUCCGGCACAAGCUCAACACCCAAACCCUGGUGGCCUUCCCCUACCUGUACAAUGACCGGCCGCGUGCGGUGCACCUCGGUGUGUACCAUCACCCGUCGGUGCUGUACUUCUACCCGGAGGAUGCCAACCUGCCGGCGUACCACUUCGACCGGUCCAUCAACCCCCUGGUCACCAGCCAGUUUGACAUCGAUCAUGAGAAUGCCUUUGCCGAUGAGAUCUUCCAGGAGGACGAGGCCUUCGAGCUGCCGGAGGCGGUGGCCUCGGCCGGCAUCGACGCCGAGCGCUGGCGCGGCACCGGCGGCUCCGAUCUCGGGCCCCUUCCGGAGGGCUUCGGCCCGCUGCUGGCCGACAAGCCCCUGGCCACGGAGCGCACCGCCGACGGCCUGGCCCUCUACUGGGCGCCCCAUCCCUUUGACAAGCGUUCCGGCCGGACCCGCCGGGCCCAGGAUGUGCCCCUGAUCAAGCGCUGGUACCAGGAGUACUGCCCGCCGGACCAGCCUCUCAAGGUGGUGGUGUCCUACCAGAAGCUGCUGAAGUCCUAUGUGCUGAAUGCCCUUCGCCAGCGGCCGCCGGUGCCGACCACCAAGCGUCACCUGCUGCGGCAGUUCAAGAGCACGAAGUUCUUCCAAUCGACCACCAUCGAUUGGGUGGAAGCCGGCCUGCAGGUUUGCCGCCAGGGCUACAACACCCUGAACCUGCUUAUCCACCGGAAGAACCUCAACUACCUGCACCUGGAUUACAACUUCAACCUGAAGCCCACGCGGACCCUGACCACCAAGGAGCGGAAGAAGUCCCGCUUCGGCAAUGCCUUCCACCUGUGCCGGGAGAUCUUGCGCCUGACCAAGCUGAUUGUUGAUGCCCAUGUGCAGUACCGGCUGGGCACCAAUGAUGCCCUUCACCUGGCCGAUGGCCUGCAGUACACAUUCAACCAUGUGGGCCAGCUGACCGGCAUGUACCGGUACAAGUACAAGCUCAUGCGCCAGAUCCGCAUGUGCAAGGACAUCAAGCAUGUCAUCUACUACCGGUUCAACACCGGGGCCGUGGGCAAGGGCCCGGGUGUGGGCUUCUGGGCGCCAUCCUGGCGCGUGUGGCUCUUCUUCAUGCGGGGCAUUGUCCCGCUGCUGGAGCGCUGGCUGGGGAACCUGCUGUCGCGGCACUUCGAGGGCCGGUCCUCCAAGGCCGUGGCCAAGACCACCACCAAGCAGCGCAUCGAGUCCAGCUAUGACAUCGAGCUCCGAGCCGCCGUCAUGAAGGACAUCGAGGACAUGAUGCCGGAGGGUGUGCGCAACUCCAAGGCCAAGCAGAUUCUCCAGCACCUGAGCGAGGCGUGGCGCUGCUUCAAGGCCAACGUCCCGUGGAAGGUCCCCGGCAUGCCGGUCCAGCUGGAGACCCUCAUUUUGCGCUAUGUCAAGUCCAAGGCCGACUGGUGGACCUCGGCCACGCACUACAACCGCGAGCGCAUCCGCCGCGGUGCCACCGUCGACAAGACCGUCUGCCGGAAGAACCUCGGUCGCCUGACUCGUCUGUAUCUGAAGGCCGAGCAGGAGCGCCAGCAGAACUACCUGAAGGACGGGCCGUAUGUGUCGCCGGAGCAGGCCGUGUCCAUCUACACCUCGUUGGCCCAUUGGCUGGAGCGUCGCCGCUUCUCGCCCAUUCCCUUCCCGCCGGCCACAUACAAGCACGACAUCAAGCUCCUGCUGCUGGCUCUGGAGAAGAUGCGCGAGCAGUACACCGCCAACAUCCGCCUGAACCAGACCCAGCGCGAGGAGCUGAGCCUCAUCGAGCAGGGCUACGACAACCCGUAUGAGGUCCUGCAGCGCAUCAAGCGCCACCUUGUCUACGACCGGACCUUCAAGGAGGUGUCCAUCCAGUUCUUCGACAUGUACUCGCACCUGAUCCCGGUGUAUGUGAUCGAGCCCAUCGAGAAGAUCACCGACGCCUAUCUGGACCAGUUCCUCUGGUAUGAGGCUGAUCGCCGCGGGCUCUUCCCCAACUGGGUCAAGCCCUCGGAUCACGAGGUGCCGCCGCUGCUGGUGUACAAGUGGAGCCAGGCCAUCAACAACCUGCAGGAUGUUUGGGACACCUCCGAGGAGCAGUGCAGUGUCCUCCUGGAGACCAAGUUCGACAAGGUCUUCGAGAAGAUCGAUCUCACCCUGCUGAACCGUCUCCUGCGACUGAUCGUGGACCACAACAUCGCCGACUACAUGACCUCCAAGAACAAUGUCACGGUCAGCUUCAAGGACAUGAGCCACAUCAACUCGUAUGGUCUCAUUCGCGGGCUGCAGUUCUCCUCCUUCAUCUUCCAAUUCUAUGGCCUGGUGCUGGAUCUCCUGGUGCUGGGCAUGGAGCGCGCGGAUGACAUUUGCGGCAACCCGGCCUCGCCGAAUCCCUUCGGCACCUUCGCCGACGUGGCCACCGAGACCCGGCAUCCCAUCCGGCUGUACUGCCGGUACAUCGAUCGGUUCUACAUGUUUGUCCGGUUCUCCAAGGAGGAGGCUCGCGAGUUGAUUGGCCGGUACCUGACCGAGAACCCGGACCCGAACAACGAGAACAUGAUCGGCUACGAGAACAAGCGCUGCUGGCCGCGCGACUGCCGCAUGCGUCUCAUCAAGCAUGACGUGAAUCUGGGCCGCGCCCUGCACUGGGACCUGCGCAACCGCCUGCCCCGGUCGCUGACGACCCUCAACUGGGAGGACACCUUUGUGUCGGUGUACAGCAAGGACAACCCCAACUUGCUGUUCAGCAUGUGCGGCUUCGAGGUGCGGAUCCUGCCGAAGCAGCGCAUGGGCGACCAGAAGUUCGCCCUGACCGAGGGCCUGUGGGACCUGAUCAGCGAGCAGACGCGCGAGCGCACGGCCCAGGCCUUCCUCCGGGUGGACCAGGAGAGCAUGGACCGGUUCAACAACCGGAUCCGGCAGAUUCUCAUGUCCUCCGGAUCGACGACCUUCAGCAAGAUCAUCAACAAGUGGAACACGGCCCUCAUUUCCCUGAUGACGUACUACCGCGAGGCGGUGGUCCAUACGCGCGAGCUGCUGGACCUCAUCGUCAAGAAUGAGACCAAGAUCCAGACGCGUGUCAAGAUCGGCCUCAAUUCCAAGAUGCCCUCGCGCUUCCCGCCGGUGGUCUUCUACUGCCCGAAGGAGUUCGGCGGCCUGGGCAUGCUGUCCAUGGGGCACAUUCUCAUUCCCCAAUCGGAUCUCCGGUACUCGCGGCAGACGGAUGUCGGCAUUUCGCACUUCCGCUCCGGCAUGAGUCACGAUGCGGACCAGUCGAUCCCGGCCCUGCACCGGUACAUCCAGCCCUGGUCCAGUGAGUUUGUCGAUUCGCAGCGCGUCUGGAGCGAGUAUGCCAUGAAGCGCAGCGAGGCGGCCUCCAAGAACAGUCGCAUCACGCUGGAGGACCUGGAGGACUCUUGGGACCGUGGUCUGCCCCGGAUCAACACCCUCUUCAGCAAGGACCGCCGGACGCUGGCCUACGACAAGGGCUGGCGCGUGCGCCUGGACUUCAAGCAGUAUCAGGUCCUGCGGCUGAAUCCCUUCUGGUGGACGGAUCAGAAGCAUGACGGUAAGCUGUGGCAUCUGAACAACUACCGGACCGACAUCAUCCAGGCCCUCGGCGGUGUGGAGGGCAUCCUGGAGCAUACCCUCUUCGCUGGGACUUACUUCCCCACUUGGGAGGGUCUCUUCUGGGAGAAGUCCUCCGGCUUCGAGGAGACCAUGAAGUUCAAGAAGCUGACCAAUGCCCAGCGCUCCGGUCUGAGCCAGAUCCCCAAUCGCCGGUUCACGCUGUGGUGGUCGCCGACCAUCAACCGCGCCAAUGUGUACGUGGGUUUCCAGGUGCAGCUGGAUCUGACCGGCAUUUUCAUGCACGGUAAGAUCCCCACGCUGAAGAUCUCGCUGGUGCAGAUCUUCCGCGCGCAUCUGUGGCAGAAGAUCCACGAGUCGAUUGUGAUGGACUUGUGCCAGGUGUUUGAUCAGGAGCUGGACUCGCUGCACAUUGAGCAGGUCCAGAAGGAGACCAUUCACCCGCGUAAGUCCUACAAGAUGAACAGCUCCUGUGCGGAUAUUCUCCUCUUCGCGGCCACCAAGUGGAAUGUCUCCAACCCCUCGCUGAUGGCCCAGGCGGAGGAUGACUUCAGCGUGGCCACCACGCAGAAGUACUGGGUGGAUGUGCAGCUCCGGUGGGGUGACUUCGAUUCGCACGACAUCGAGCGCUACACCCGGCAGAAGUUCCACGAUUACACCCAAUCCACCAUGGCCACCUACCCGUCGGCCACCGGCAUCAUCAUGGGCAUCGACCUGGCGUACAACCUGCACACGGCCUAUGGCAACUGGUUCCCCGGCAUGAAGCAGCUCAUGCGUCGGGCCUCGGCCAAGAUCAUGAAGGCCAGCCCGGCGCUGCAUGUCCUGCGCGAGCGCAUCCGCAAGGCCCUGCAGCUGUACUCCUCCGAGCCGACCGAGCCGUACCUGUCGUCGCAGAACUACGGCGAGCUUUUCAGCCAGCAGAUCAUCUGGUUUGUGGAUGACACCAAUGUCUACCGGGUGACCGUGCACAAGACCUUCGAGGGUAAUACCCCGGGCAAGGCCAUCAACGGCGCGGCGCUCAUCUUCAACCCGCGCACCGGUCAGCUGUACAUGAAGAUCAUUCAUGCGUCCACUUGGAAGGGUCAGAAGCGUCUGAGCCAGCUGGCUCGGUGGAAGACCGCCGAAGAGGUGGCCUCCCUGAUUCGGUCACUUCCGGUGGAGGAGCAGCCCCGGCAGCUGAUUGUCACUCGCAAGGCCAUGCUGGAUCCGCUGUCCAUGUACAUGAACGACUUCCCGAACAUCACCAUCAAGGGGUCCGAGCUGCAGCUUCCCUUCAAGGCGUGCCUCAACCUGGAGACCUUCGGUGACCUGGUGCUCAAUGCCAAUGAGUCCCACAUGAAGGUGUUCAACAUGUUCGAUGACUGGCUGAAGACCAUUUCCUCGUACACGGCCUUCUCGCGACUGAUCCUCAUCCUGCGCGCUCUGCAUGUGAAUGUCGAGAAGACCAAGGCCCUGCUCCGGCCGGACCGCGAGACCAUCAUGCAGACCCAGCACAUUUGGCCUUCGCUGACCGACGAGCAGUGGAAGGACACCGAGGUGAAGCUGAAGGAUCUGGUGCUGGCCGACUAUGCCAAGCGCAACAAUGUCAAUUUCAAUGCCCUGACUCAGUCCGAGAUUCGAGACAUCAUCCUCGGCAUGGAGAUCGCCGCGCCGGAUGAGCAGCGUCAGCAGAUGGCCGAGAUUGAGAAGCAGAACCGCGAGGCCCAGGUGACCGCCGUCACCACCCGGUCGACCACGGUCCAUGGGGACGAGAUCAUCGUCACCACCACCACCGGCUAUGAGACCCGGGCCUUCUCUUCCAAGACCGAGUGGCGUGUCCGGGCGGUGUCCGCCACCAACCUCCACCUGCGCACCAACCAGAUUUACGUGGCGGCCGGCGAUGUCCGGGAGACCGGGUACACCUAUGUCCUGCCGAAGAACAUCCUCAAGCGCUUCAUCGUCAUCUCCGAUCUGCAUACCCAAAUCGCCGGGUACAUGUAUGGCAUUUCGCCGCCGGACAAUCCCCAGGUCAAGGAAAUCCAUUGCAUUGUGCUGGUCCCCCAGUGGGGCAACCACCAGAUGGUGCACCUGCCGCGCCAGCUGCCUGACAACCCGUAUCUCCGGGAUUUGGAGCCUCUUGGCUGGAUUCACACCCAGCCGAAUGAGCUGCCGCAGCUGGCUCCCCAGGAUGUGGCGCAGCAUGCGCGCACCAUUGCCGCCAAUCCGGACAGCUGGUCGCUGGAUACGUCGAUCGUGGUGACCUGCUCCUUCACCCCGGGAUCCUGCUCGCUGGCGGCCUACCGCCUGACGGAGCCCGGUCUCCGGUGGGGUCGCGACCAGCGCGAGGGGGCCAUCGAGCAGCGUGGCUAUCUGCCCACCCAUUAUGAGAAGGUGCAGAUGCUUCUGUCCGAUCGCUUCCUUGGGUUCUUCAUGGUCCCGGAGGAGGGCCCGUGGAACUACAACUUCAUGGCUGUCCGCCACUCGCCGAGCAUGCAGUACUCGGUCAAGCUGGAUGUCCCGAACGAGUUCUACCACGAGACCCACCGGCCGUCGCACUUCCUGGAUUACACCCUGCUGCAGGAUACGGCCACGGUCGGCGCGGCCGAUGGUGCCGAGCAGGAGGCCGCUGAUCGUGAGGACCACUUCAAGUGAGACAUCGCUGCCUUUUUCCCCCCGUGUCCUUCAUCCUCCCUCCUCUGGCGAAGGGAGACCAGCAAGAGAGCGUGGACCGAGAGCGCCGGUGGCCAAGGAGAGGAAGAGGACAUGCGUGUUCCUUUGCUUCUUUUCACUUUCUUCCCUCCUCGCGCCUGUGUGCCCCCUCUGGGGCUGGCCUCUCUGCCCCGGCUUGUCUGUGCUUGUGCUCUGUAUUUGCACCUUCCUUCCAGUCUGUUGCAGCAAAACCUCCCCAAUUUGUGUCCCCCCCUCCUCCCACACACACACACACACACAC
Fonticula alba is the source of this 7498-nucleotide messenger RNA. RefSeq names its product pre-mRNA-processing-splicing factor 8. The transcript is spliced from 6 exons. The record is from RefSeq and is a predicted model, not a curated record. Gene Ontology annotation, biological process: mRNA splicing, via spliceosome; spliceosomal tri-snRNP complex assembly. NCBI's taxonomy places the organism in Eukaryota, Rotosphaerida, Fonticulaceae. Bases 103 to 7200 code for a protein of 2365 amino acids. Gene Ontology annotation, molecular function: pre-mRNA intronic binding; U1 snRNA binding; protein binding. Gene Ontology annotation, cellular component: catalytic step 2 spliceosome; U5 snRNP.